GCAGGAUUUGCCCCGCGAUAAUAAAAUGCAGCUGGGCCCAACUGGAGGCUCGCCCAGGCACGUUUCUGGUUAAUUUUUGCAUCCGUGCUUUAUCGGUUCGCUUCACGCCGUCAUCGCGGCCGGUUGUUUUCCUCCACCUCCUUCAGACCCCUCUUUCUCCUAAGCAUGUCUCUUCUUGGCAUCCUCUUGCUGGAGAGAUGGAAGCCCAGGUUCCUGUUUGAUUUCUCAGCACAGCCAUCGGAGGAGCUGGGAGGGGAGAGUGAGGGGGUGACUGCAGGGGCACAACCUCACCUGCUCAGUGUUCCUGAGCUGUGCCACUGUCUGGCAGAAAGCUGGGUCACCUUCAGGCUGUACCUGCAGGAACUGCUACAGUACAAGAGGCAAAAUCCUGCCAAGUUCUGCAUGAGUGUCUGUUCAGGCUGCCUGAUUCUGGCUGUAGUUGGACACUAUGUUCCAGGCAUAAUGAUCUCCUACAUCAUUUUGCUCAGCAUUUUGCUGUGGCCUCUAGUGGUCUAUCAUGAACUGAUCCAGAGGAUGUACACGCGUUUGGAGCCUGUCCUGAUGAAACUGGACUACAGUAUGAAGGCUGAGACACUGCACCACAAGCAUGAGAAGAAGAAGCGACAAGGGAAGAGUGAGCCUGCGGCAGGUGAUGAACCGACAGCAGAGACGGAGAGUGAGAGCGAGGCAGAGCUGUCAGGCUUCUCCCCAGUGGUGGAUGUGAAAAAAACUGCCCUGGCACUGUCAAUCACAGAUUCUGAGCUCUCUGAUGAGGAGGCUUCCAUCCUGGAGAGUGGGGGAUUUUCUGUUUCAAGGGCUACCACCCCACAGCUGACAGACGUUUCUGAAGACCUGGAUCGGCAGAGCCUGCACAGUGAGCCAGAGGAGUCAUUCUCCAAGGACCUGGCAGAGUUUCCCUCCGUGGAAGAAUACCAUUCCAGAGACCUGGGACCACAGAGCGAUGAAGACGCCUUUGGCGUGCCUCUGGGUCCUGAGCUUGCUCAUGCUGACCAUGAGCUAGACUCAGCAGAGAAGGAGGCCACGGACUCUGACCUCUCCAUCCUUCGCCUAGCAUCUCCUCUCCAUUUUGUAAAUACGCACUUCAACGGGAGUGGGCAAGUGGCAGGAGGCAACACAGAGCCAAAGACUGUCCCUGCCCCAGGCCUGGGCAUCUGCAUUGAUACACUGAGUGAGGAGAUCGUCACCACUGCCAUUACCACGGCUGUGCAAAACACCCUCUCUGCCCUGCUGCGGUCCUCGGAGGCCAGUGAGGGACCCUCCCUCUCUGAGUUCCUUCCUACCGAGCCUGAAGAGAAACUGAACUUCCAAGCCCAGCUGUCAGAGAGCGAAGUGGUGGAGACACAGACAGCAGCUCCACCAGAGGAGGAGGAGGAAGCAGAUGACUUUGAGCUACUGGAUCAGGGGGAGCUGGAGCAAAUGGAUGUAGAGCUGGGGCUCAGAGAGGAGCAGGAGGCACAAAAGUCUCCUGCUCCUCCAGUUCCCACCUCUCCCAUGCUUGCUGAGCUGCCAAAGCAAGGAGGUGAGGAGGAGGCAGUGAUGACGGCAGCACCCAUGUCUUAGGUCUUCUUCAUGCACCCCCUUUUCCUCCAUCGUCACUGGAAAAAAGGAAGAAUAACAUGGUGACCGUGCAGUGGGUUUUUAGAUGUUUGUGUUGACUGGGAUGGAGACGCGUCAGUGUUAAUGUGCUGUGUCUGGAGUAACGAGUCCUUUCCAUCCUUCUAGAGCCUGGCCUUCCUGGUGGGGUGGGGCACGCCCCUGCCCUGUGGCUGGGGAGGAGCCGGCUCCUAGAAGCCUUAGACCACAACCCAAACACCAACCCCAGCAAACGCUUCCUAGUAAUGGUGCGGUAUUUCGGUCUGUCUUCUGUUUGUCUUUCGUUUUGCACGCAGAGUACCAAGCUAGCUGUAGGUGCUGCUGAUACCCACAUCCCCAGUAGGACAUAUGCAAUCUUAUUUUAUUGGGUUUUUAAAUGGCUAAAAGUGUAAAUAAUUUUAACUUUCAUUGGUUUUGUUGGGAGGGAGGGGGUGCACUGUGACACACAUGGCUCUCAGGGGUUAGGGGGAGGGUGAGGGCUGUUUGAACGGGAGGGUGGCAGCAAGGGGAUGAAAGCCUGGCGUGUGCUGUUCAGUGAAGAGACCCCCUUCUGUCAGACGUUGUCAUUGUCCGUGUAACUGCUUGAACAGACUCUGGGCCGGUGUGUCCCCUGUCUGAUCCAAGUUCUGCUGUUGGGUGGCUGUGGAGAUUUUUGCAAUGAAUGAAACUCGCUCCUGGCCCUGCUCAGUGCUCCGGUUUCUUCCUGCUGUGUCCUCUCCCGG
This is a messenger RNA of Indicator indicator, 2336 nucleotides long. It is a transcript of the gene RETREG2, whose product is annotated as reticulophagy regulator family member 2. Bases 166 to 1581 code for a protein of 471 amino acids. NCBI's taxonomy places the organism in Eukaryota, Metazoa, Chordata, Aves, Piciformes, Indicatoridae. The record is from RefSeq and is a predicted model, not a curated record. The transcript has 9 exons.